GCAGUUGUUAUACUUGCUGAACAUCCGUGCACGUAACAUAACGCAACAUAGCUGAAGUCAAUAUGAGAAAAAUGUCGAUUUGCAGUGUUGCUGUCACACAUUUCAGCGUGUCGGCUUGCUUCAGUCUCUGAGUCAGUUACAGUUACCAUUUCUCUAACAGCGAAGUCGGUAUCUUUGGUCUUUUCCAGUUUCAUUUUGGGUGAUGCGCCAAGUAAAAACAGUACAGGAUCCAUUGGGAUAGCAAUUUUAAUAAUUUUUCCAAUGUUCUUUUUAAUGUUUUACCAAAGUCCCUGCAAUAGUGAACAGUCCCAGAAGAUAUGCAAUUGAUCUCCAAUCAUCCCACAUUUCCUCAGCCACUGAGCUGUUGGUGAGCCUUUGGAAACCGCUCAAGAGGUGAUAAGAAACUGAUUUGGUUUUGAUUUUGUUGGUGGUUAAUCACUCACCAGCUGAGUUACUGCGUGACUGUUCAAACAGCUGCCUCAGUCCUCAGCGACUCUGGUUUAAAAGUCGAAUCUGUAGAACGCUGCAGUCACGUGGUUUCAUGCCGUGUUUUUUAGUACUUCAUAAUGGAUUGUGGUCAUAAAGAUGCAGUUCAUAAUGAUCUUAGAAUCAAGUUGCUGAAGCCUGCAGAAACUGAUUUUAUAGCUAGUGAGAAAAUAAUUAGUAGUUUAAUGAAAAUAACUACUAUCUGCGGUCUUAGUCAUUUUUUGCACAAAACACAAAGUGGGUGUGUGUGUGUGUUCAUUCAGAUGUUGUCAGGUGAGAGAGGAGUCCACAGAUCCAAACGCUUUGCUCUCAUAUGUCAGCGUAACCCCUGACAACAGACAACACAAGUUUGUUAUUGUUUCGAUUUCCUUUCCAAACUCGCUUCCUGGUUUUUACACCACAGAUCCCCUCACAGACCGGAUUACAACACACACACGCUCUGUCAAACAGAGUAUCUUUGAAGCUCUGUUAUCUGAAAGGACCCAGGUGUACUGGUCUCCACGGCAACAGGGAGUGAGUCACUGUGCGAGAGGCAAAGAAACAAAUGACAGAGAGAGAGAGAGAGGGCCAGCUGUGUCUCUGUUUGUCCAUCAGCCACAAUUAGGGAGGCUCGAAAGCCGCCAUGUCGGACGCCGUCCAGCUGUCGUCGCAGUCGCAGGUCCAUGUCACCCAGCUGUUCGAGGAGAACACCAACAAGCGUCCGGUCCUCACCUCCCAGCCUAAUGGCCUUGCUCCGCUUGGCUCCACCCGGCAGGGGGUGCCGCCACCAGACCGCCAGACCUCGACUUCAGAACCCGCCCACCACUGCCGACAGGGCAGCGCCGCCUCCAACAAGUCAACAGACAGCAAGCCAAAGCCCACCCCCAUGUCCCCAGAGCAGGCCAUGAAGCAGCUCAUGUCCAAAAUGUCGGCGUUCGAACACCACGAGGUGUUCAGCUACCCUGAAGUGUAUUUUGUUGGUCCGAAUGCCAAGAAGAGGUCGGGGGUCAUGGGUGGAGCCAACAACGGCGGCUAUGACGACGAUCAGGGAUCCUACAUCCAUGUUCCACACGACCACAUCUCCUACCGCUACGAAGUCCUGAAGGUCAUCGGCAAGGGCAGCUUUGGACAGGUGGUGAAGGCCUUCGACCACAAGGCUCAGACUCACGUGGCUCUGAAGAUGGUCCGCAACGAGAAGCGCUUCCACCGACAGGCGGCGGAGGAAAUCCGCAUCCUGGAGCACCUGAGGAAGCAGGACAAGGACUCGAGCAUGAACGUCAUCCACAUGCUGGAGAACUUCACCUUCCGGAACCACAUCUGCAUGACCUUCGAGCUGCUCAGCAUGAACCUGUACGAGCUCAUCAAGAAGAACAAGUUCCAGGGCUUCAGCCUCCCGCUGGUCAGGAAGUUCGCCCACUCCAUCCUGCAGUGUCUGGACUCACUACACAAGAACCGCAUCAUCCACUGCGACCUCAAGCCAGAGAACAUUUUACUCAAACAGCAGGGACGCAGCGGCAUCAAGGUCAUAGACUUUGGUUCAAGCUGUUACGAGCACCAGAGAGUUUACACCUACAUCCAGUCCAGGUUCUACCGAGCGCCCGAGGUCAUUCUAGGCUCCAGGUAUGGGAUGCCUAUCGACAUGUGGUCUCUGGGCUGCAUCCUGGCUGAGCUGCUGACUGGUUACCCGCUUUUGCCAGGUGAAGAUGAGGCUGACCAGCUCGCCUGCAUCAUUGAACUACUGGGCAUGCCCAGCCAGAAGCUCCUCGACGCCUCCAAGAGAGCCAAAAACUUUGUGUCGUCCAAAGGAUACCCGCGGUACUGCACUGUUACCACGCUGCCCGACGGCACCACUGUGCUGAAUGGUGGCCGCUCACGACGAGGGAAGGUACGUGGUCCUCCAGGCAGCAAGGACUGGAGCGCCGCACUGAAAGGCUGCGAUGACCCGCUGUUCCUGGAUUUCCUCAAGCAGUGUUUGGAGUGGGAUCCAGCUCUCAGGAUGACACCAAGCCAGGCACUCCGCCACCCGUGGCUGAGGAGACGACUUCCCAAGCCGCCAGCAGGAACCACCACCGGGGAAAAGACCUCCUCCUCCAAACGAGGUACCACCACCACGGACGGUGCCAUCACUUCCAUCUCCAAGCUCGCGACCACCUCCUCGACCACCACGUCCUCCUCCUCCAAAACAAGGACUAACUUGGCAGCGAUCACUGAUGCCAAUGGAAACAUCCAGCCUAGGACGGUUCUGCCUAAGCUGGUCAGCUGAGAGGAAAUGCACCCCACUCGCUGUGGUGGGAUUUGGAAGCUGUGCUCACGGGCGUCCGUGAUCAACCAGCUGGAACUGAAUAAAACUGGUUUGUCCAGUUUUGAGGGCGUUUGGUUUUUUUCACGCUGGUUUUCACAGCGUUGUUGGAGUGCGUUCAGAACUAAUAUGGUCACGGAAACUCAGCGCUGAGGUGUUAAUAGCCAGGCUGGGAUGGAAGCUGAGCUGGAGGAAACUUGGUUGAUAAAUUGGGGUGCGUUCAAACUCCUCAAAUUCUCAGUCCUGUCUGAAAAAAAAGAAUAGUUGUUUUAUGUUGUGAGCAGCAAGACAGGAAGUGACCACAUGUUUGAAAUGAUUGUGGGGCUGCUCAGACAAUCAGAACACACCACUCUGUAGCUCCAAACACACAAACACAGAAACAUGGUGCUGAUGCAGGGAACAAGGCUUUUUUUAAGAUUUUAGCACAGAACCUAUAUAGCUGAGCUGAUAGUGGAUUUAUUGAUUAGACACCAAAACAACUUCGUUUGAACUUAGUCUUAGCAGGUUAUAUCAACAGACAUUUCAAUGGUGAACAAUCAUGUAUGAGUUUCAUGUGGUUUGCAGGCAAAUAAAUCAGAUAUAUCCUUAUAAUUCUAAGGUAGAAACUAGAAAAAAAGCGGCGAUUAGCUUGCUCAUAUUUUCUCUUUAUAUCAAGCAUUAAUCAUAAUAUAUGACUAAAAUGACAACAGUUCAUCAAAACAAAAUCCUAGCAACCCAAACUGAAUCAUCUACCUGUUAUGUGGCUAACUUCUGUAGCUAACUGCUGUUUUACAGUGUAUAGCUAGCCUGUAUUACUAUGCUAGCUUUGUGCCUGAUGGCUGGCUAACUGUUAACUGGCUAAUUACCACUGGUUAGUUGUUAGCUGUUAGACUGCUAUUUGUUUGUGUUUAGCUGUAACUUUGCCACCUUUUUCCCUUUUAACUGGCUAACAGUUAGCCUAGCAAACAUUUAUAUCAGUCUACUAGCUGAAGCUGCCUCAUUAUUUGCCUUUUUUGGCAGUCUGGUGGCUAGCCUUAGCCUUUUUUAGCCAUAGCCUGUUAGCUCUCAACUGCCCGGCCUUAUGAAGCACAGACCUAGAGUUUAGAGUUAAGAUUUAGAGUUUUUGAUUUUCUGAAGCUUAGCAUUAACAGAAGAGAGUUAAAGGGUAAAGAAUGAGAAAAGAAGUAUGUUUGUGUUGCACCAUUUCGUUCUGUUUGUUAAGAGAAUAAGUGCUAGCAAAGUGGGGCUGUGAAGAUAGAGAAGAAGGUAAAGUAAAGGCAGUUUUAUGGACAACUUACAAAUCAUUUAAAAGACAAAGGGCUUUUAUAACGGAAAUGUUGGAAACCAAAUUGAAACGGAAAAUUAAGCUGCGGCUGCUAUCAUGGGACAAACUGUUGCCUGGAUAAAGUAACAACUUGCUCAUUGUCUGAAUCAUUACAGACUACAUCUGAUUUUUCAGAAUAGAAAUAUUUAAGAAUUAGUCAAUCAGUAAAUAUCAGUUAUUGUCAAGUUAAAUUCAUUUAUACUGUGCUGAUGAAAUUCCGGACUUAAAAGACUUCUUGCCGCACAGAAACCACAUGACACUAAAAUAUCUUCCAUAAUGUCACAGCAUACAGCAGUGUUAGUUAAGAUGGCUGAAAAAUCACUCAACAUAGCACAGACCUGACUGUCUUUUCCCUCUGGCUGGAAGGGUUGAAUCAAUUAAAACAGUAUGGAGUCUGUGUGCCCGAACAAUGAAGACACUUUAUGGCAGUUCUUAAACUUCCAUGUAACUCGAGCUCAGCAGCAGCAGUAGCCUGAAAGUACUUUAUAUGAAGGCCCAGUGCAAUGAAAUGGGAGCGUUCAGUCAUAUCUUGGGAAUACAGACACUGACUUGUUACCAAGUAGUUAACAAUUGCAUGUAGCUGUUGACCAUGAAAGAUUUACAUUUGUGCUCCAGCUGAACACAUUGUCAAGUCUAAGAGUGAAGAUUCAGAUGAGAAAACCUUAACAAACCUUAACAAACGUUAUUGAAUUCACUUCAGCCCACUCUGAAGCUAACAUGAUGUUAGCGUGUGAUUGAACGUGACGCUGUGACAUGGCAGCAAGUUUUAAUUCAGGGUUUAGAUGCUAAACAUAUCCACAAAAACAACAAUAAUCAGUCAUAAUAUUAUUAAAAAGAGCUCCAGUCACAUCAGCAUGUGUUGCAGUCAGUUGUGAUAACAGGUGUGCUGCAUAAAUGAUUUCCUUGUUGUCGCUCAGUAACAGCUUUCCAUCCAAAUUUAAUAGAAAUUUUAACCAAACAAAAGAAAACACGAUGGGAAUAUGACGUUUCUUCACUCUACAUCGUGAUUUAUUAGUUAAGUCUGAACUUUGGAAUCUGAGCUUUGCUGCAUUCUGUUUUUCGUUUGUAAUAUUACAGCUUUUCCUUUUUAAUUUCUUGCGUUCACACUCAGGUUCUUUUUAUGUGUAAAUUGAAAAUGCACAUAAAAACAAGUGGAUGGAGACUUACUUGUGGUUUGCUUUGGUUGUUUACCACAGUUGGACGCUAUGCGGAUUAGAUGAAUUCAGAGGGGAAAGGCUGAACUGGAUUUGCCAGUUUACCAGUAUGUCCUUUAUCACCCACUCCUGCUGCUGCCUGUUAUCUCAGCAUCAUGUGAAGGAUUCACACUUCCUGGUCUGACUGGGCCCUGAUGCUAUCAGAGAGCAACACAACAGCGAGUAUGAGAUGAAAUAAACAGACCUAGAACAUAAAAAUAGCUAGUUACAAAAAUGUGUGGACAAGCAUUAACUGAUUAGUCUGAACUGACUAGCAAUAUAUUGAUCAAAGGUCAGUAUUGGUAGAUCUAUCAAUUUGAUCGUGUGGGGAGGGGAGGGGUGUUUGAAGAUGCUUCUUAUGCUUCUUAUUUAUUUAAUACAAUUUAAUUACUAUUUAUUAAUCUAAUCUACAUAUUUACUAUGAUGUGCAGUUCAUACCAUAUACUUGAAUGUGUGUGUGUGUGUGUGCGUGCGUGCGUGCACGUGCAUUGUAUGCGUGUGUUGUGUGGCUGUGUGUAUGUGCAUUGCUGACGUCGCGAGAGGUUUUCUUAAAGCUUGUUCCCUCACACAAACACACAGAUAUAUUUAUAAACAGACAACUGUUUCCGAACGCACUCUGCAGUUUGUUGAGUCACACUUGAGCGAGGAGGAGGAGGAGGAGGAGGAUGAAGAGGAGGUCAUGUGCUCUGUCGGCCUGGCAACCACGAUGUUAUGUAGCACACCGGGAAGUGGACAACAAUUAUGUGAUGCUCAGAAGGAACUGAUAAUGUAAAACACACAGACACUACCUGCUCCGGCCAUCUCAGGGGAAGCCCCGCCCCCUCCUGGACAGAAAACAGGAAGUAAAUGAAGGAGGAGCAAGGGGUGGGGGAGUCCUCUUUGAUGUUUUUUGUUUGUUUGUUUUCUAAAAAUUUGGUUGGUUGAUUGUAUUUUUUAAUUUUUUAAUUUUUUUAGUGAGACGAGUGCUGAGUCGUAACUUUGUGCCUUCGGUAUCUCAUCGCCAUGCCACACCCACCCAACACACACACAUGCACACACACGCACACACACACUCUUUCAGUGGUGAUGCCAUGGCAACAAUCUCUAAUAUAUAACAAAAUCUCAGUUUUCAGAAAAUCCUACAGGAUUGCAGCUCACAGUGAUGUCAUACAGACUCAGGUGAGUUUUAGCAGCCAAAGCCUGCAUGCUGAUUGGCUCCUGGUUUGUUUCAGCCAAGCCCAAAGACACCAUGUCGACCUGGUGACCUCUUUCCACAUCCCUCAUCAUCUUAGAUAAUUACCUAAAAGUUUAAAACUGAAUUUGAGCAUGUUCACAAAAGAGCAUUCGGGGAACCGAACAAAGAAAUUGUUCAAAUGUUCUGUGCCAACAUUUGUUUCUGUUGACAAAAUGUGAAGAAACAAAUGGCCAUGGUAUGAACUGGAUAAUCCAGCUCAGAUCUGGAUCCUGUCAGUAUGCAAAAGUACAUCAUAAAAAUGAGAGGCUAGUACAGGCGUGUGCGGUUCUCUACUGCACCUUUAUUAGUUGGAGGCUGGAUACUUGAUGCUCAAUUGAAGCUGCUAAAUGGCGUGUUCUAUGGAAGCCCAUUUGUGAGAAAAAGAAAAUUGAAAAUAAAAUGUUGAAAUUUGAUUCAAUAUUUUAAAUCAGGUUUUAAGUUAAUUUUAAGUCCCAUUUUUGUGUUGUGUAGUUUUCAUUAUCAUUUUGACUUUAAAUGUCAAUCACUAACUUAUCACGUAUACUCUUACCGUUUGAAACUUCAAUUGUGUUCACUUAAAGGAGGUCAAGACUUUAUACUUAAAAAGUGAAAAUAUUGACUUUUGUUUGUCUGUUUAUUUUGUUUGUUUGUUUUAUUUGUAGAAAUGGGCUUCCGUAAUGUUUACAGAGCCAGGAGAGCAGGCCAAUGCACCAACCACAGAUUGUAGCUUUAAAGUGAUUAACACUGACAUUUUCGAGUGUGUGUGUGUGUGUGUGUGUUGGGGUGUGGGAGUGUUGUGUAACAUGGCUGCACAAUGUACAGACACAUAUCAGCCAACUGUCGCCACUUGUCGUCUCAGGACAGCCGGGCGACACCUGCUGACGACAGGGCUAAGCUAACACUAGCCGAUCAACCGCUAGCGUCCAGCCGCUAGCUGCUGCACUGAUAUUUUCUCUACAGUGAAGCUAACACUAGCCUACUGCUAACUGACUGCUAGUAGCACCUAGCAAAAUUUGUACCUGCUAGCUGCAGUUGUGCUGAGCUCCUGAUGGAGGUGCUCAUGCAAGCUGUUAGCAUUAGAAUAAGUGUGGUUUUAAAGAGUUCAUUUUUCACGUUGGUACCUCAGACUGCUCAGUUGUCAUCAUUAUUAUGAAUAUUACUGUUGUCAUUGUUGUUACUAACACCCAGGGCAUUUGGUUGAAUCUACCAAAGUGCAUUCCUUUACAAAGCUAGCUGAGCGCCAGCCGCUCAAACAGACAGGUGGAUAGAAGGUAGGACAGAAGGCUAAAAGCAAGUGAACAGAAAGGUAACCAGAAGAAAAGCAGCAGCUGCCUUUCAGACAAUAAUGAAUAGUGAAGAAGAACAUGAUAAUGAUUUGUUUUUGUUUUUUGUUUUUUAAACCAGGAACAUGAAGUCUGGUUUAAUUGACCUCUGGGUAGCAUUCAGAAAAGAAAAAAAAAAAAACACUUUUUUUUUUUCCUGCUUGUGUGAAAGCAGCUGUAGCCUAACUAGCCUGCUAGCUCGUUACCAUGCUAGCCAGUUAGCCAUUUAGCUUCUGUCAGGAGGACUCUGCAGCCAGCUAGGCGCUGUUAGCGUGAAGCUGUGCUGUAUUUCUGUGACAUUUGCCAGCUGGGUUUUAUUGUGGAUUUUAUCUGUAAAUAACGUGGAAAAUUAUGAAUUUUGGGGGGUUGAAUGCGCUGCUGUGCCACGCCGCGGCCAGUUUUACACAAUGUACUGUAUCUACUGUACAGAACACAGAAGUCGACACUUUUUCUAGUGAGCCUUUGUUAAAUUUUAUUGUGGUGGAAAUAUUAUAAUUAUUAUUAAUAAAACUGUUUUAUUGUU
Scatophagus argus is the source of this 8297-nucleotide messenger RNA. RefSeq names its product dual-specificity tyrosine-(Y)-phosphorylation regulated kinase 2 (gene dyrk2). Gene Ontology annotation, biological process: peptidyl-serine phosphorylation; peptidyl-threonine phosphorylation. Lineage: Eukaryota; Metazoa; Chordata; Actinopteri; Scatophagidae. Gene Ontology annotation, cellular component: nucleus. The record is from RefSeq and is a predicted model, not a curated record. Gene Ontology annotation, molecular function: protein serine/threonine/tyrosine kinase activity; ATP binding; protein serine/threonine kinase activity. Bases 1109 to 2728 code for a protein of 539 amino acids. The transcript has 6 exons.